UCUAGAACUCUCCAACUUAACAACAAACAAACACACGCAGUGCAAUUAGUGGGCGGGCGUAUAAAUAUAGUACUAUUACUCGUGCACAUAUGCGUGAAAAACUAGCUGGCAACAACAGGAAUGCGAAGAAAAGCCAGUAUUUCGAGCGCUGCGAGUAAAGUGAAUAAAUUCGUUGCGGGACAUUUUCGGGCGAAUAAUGUCUACUUCGGUUAUUUGUGUAGACCUGAGCUCCGAGUCCGAGGAAGAGUCGCCUCCUGGACCAAAGCGCCGACGCCUGGAGGAUCCCCUGCGAAACCUGGUGCCAUCCGGCCGACAAGGAUUGCCAGUUAAACUCGUGAACAUACCAAAGGCCUCCCUGGGAUCCGUGGUCAGGGUGCCUGGUGUUGGACCAGUGCCAACCAGGGCAUCUCCGCUUCCAGCGGAUCCCCUACGAUCCAUGCACAUACCCAGCGGCAUCACUGUCACCAAGCACCAGAAGAACAUCCUGACCACAAACGGAAACCUGACCAUUUCCCUGGCCGAGAGCAACAACAACAACCCCAACAGCUUCAAUAACAAUGUAGGCGCCAAGCAGGUGAAGCUCGGUUCCGCCCACAAAGUGGCCUGGUCGGUGAGCAGCAAGGCGCCCAGUCCGAAUGCCUUGAUAACCAGCGUACCCAGUCACCAGGUGCGGGUGACGACCGGCAACCAAGUGCGGUUAGCAGCCGGCACCAAAGUCAUCCUGCCGACCAUGGCAGUAUCUCCGAAAACGACGCCUGCAAAGAUUCAACCUCUGGUUGGGAUAGCUCAGCCCCAGCAACAGCAAAAGCCGCAGCAACAGCAAAAGCCCCAGCAACAGCAACAGUCACAGCAACAGCCUCAGCCCCAGCAGCAUAAGGUCAUAACGCCAAGUCAAACGAAGCCUAAAACUUCAAUGGGCCAAAUCCUGCAGCAACAGCAGCAACACAAGGCGCUGACAGGACAACAGAAGAUUCUUUUAAAGCAGCAGCAGCAGAGGACUUCUAUAGGGCAACUGCAGCAGCAGCAACAAGGAUCGCUGGGCGCCCAGCAGCCGCAGCAACCGAAAUUAGUUGGCGCCCAGCUGCCACAGCAACAGAAAUCGUUGGGCGCCCAAGUGCAACUGCAUCAAAAUCCGUUGGCAGCAGCGCCCCAACAGCUAGUUCAUCAGAAAACGACGGUCGGAGCACAGAUUCAGCAACAACAAAAAGUAUUUGUGGGACAACAGCAGCAGAAGAUUUCCCAGGCACAACUUCAGCAGCAGCAGCAGCAACAGCAGCAGCAACAGCAGCAGCAGCAACAGCAACAGCAGCAGCAACAGCAGCAGCAACAGCAAAGAGCCUCUCUAGGGCAAGUUCAACAGCAACAGCAAAGAGUAUCUGUGGGACAGCUACAGCAGCAGCAGCAACAGCAGCAACAGCAGCUGAAAGUCAAUACAAGCCAACACCAACAGCAGCAGUUGUCACAGAAGAUAAUCUUAGGACAAAUGCAGCAGCAACAGAAGGCCUUUAUGAGUAUAACGCAGCUUGCGAAGGCACCAAUGGGUCUACUGCGGCAGCAACCAUUCCAACAGACUCCUUCGCCGGUGGCCCAGCAGCAGUUGACAAAGACACAGAUGGGCCAGCAGUUGCUUAGCUCUGUGAUGGCCACCCCGAGUCCAGUUCAGCAGCCGCAGUUCGCUCCGAAACCAUCGCUGCCCGCCGUCAACCAAAUCACCCACAAAUCAAUGACCAUACAGAAACUACCCAUGGUGCCAAAGGUGCCCCCAGUGACGAAGGUUCCGCCAAAGCAGGUAUUCCCCUACCAGACCCCACCACCCGCUCAUCUAGUGCAAAAGCAGGCACCGCCACAUGCGCCAAUGCCAACACCUGCCUUCGCCUACCGCCCACCAAUAGUCAGACCGACGACGGUGGCCAAGAUCACUCCUGUGCCGCCAAACAACAGAACCAGCUUGCCGCUGAAGCCACAGGUGCCUGUCCACCCGGCGGCUGUGCAACCUGCAGGGGCAAUCCUUAGUGCGGCACGUACUUUGCCCUUUAGAAGGUCACAAGCCCACAAGCCAGCCACGCCUCCACUGGCUUCAACGAAUCUCCAGGGAUUCACCACGAGUGCCACGCCACCGCAGCGUUUGCUGGCCACUCCGCCGCAUUGUGCGGCCGCCUUGAACGAGCCGCUGCUGCUGAACUUGCCGCCCACCACCAGCAUUACGCCGCAACUGACGCCCACGACCACUCCGCCGCCAGCUGGGAUUCCGGCUGCAGUGCAGCAACACCAGCUGGCCAAGGCGGCUGCUUUCAAGUUGAACUCCUUGCCCGGGGCGAGCAUAUCGCCAGUGGCCAGGACUCCAGCCAGCGUCGCCAAGCGCGUUCAGCCCAUCACAGUGCUCAAGAAAUCCGACGAGGAGUGGCGCAGGCACUUGCUCGAGCACCAGCAGCAGCAGCAGCAGCAGCACCAGCAGCACCAAAAGCAGCGCGAGCAAUCGCAGCCCACGUCGACGCCCACGAUUGUCCUUGUGGAGUCUCCGCCCACUACGCCGCCCACAGAGAAACCGGAGACGGAACAUAGGCCGAAAGCAGCGGAGAAACCAGAACCGAUCAAUUCUCUUCCGACAGUUAAACAACAACAACAACAACAACAACAACAACAACAACCCAGUAAAGCGAGAACCCCUGUUAUGGUGACUCCACCCACGAAAGCAGCUGUCAAUGCUGUCACCGAAAUUGUGGAUCUAGAUGAACUGCCCGAGACGCCGCCAGCGAAGCGAAAGCCAGAGAUUUCGGUACCGAUACAGAAGCCUAAGGAAACAUCGCCGCCCGAGAAAGCCCCUUUUAUAGCCGAGUACUCGGCACUCCUUAAGCUGUGCCUCGAGACGGACAAAUCGGAGGACAUGGCGCGCUUGGCCCAAGGAAAACUGACCAGGUACUACUACAGUGUGCAUGAGAGCUUUGUGGUUUCGCGUGGUUUCCGCAAGAUGGUCGACUUGGCCAUAACACGGAUCAGGAAUGAUCCGGAAAUGGUGUACGUGCACCUCAAGUGCGUGGUGGAUGAACUGAAGGCGCGACGGCUGGCCAAAGUAGUGCUCCCCGCGAAGGCGAAGCGGUCAGCAAGGGAGUCCCCACAUCCAAGAGCCUCUACACCCAAGGAGCAGCAGCCCGAUGAGAAGGCUAGGGCUCGGAUGCAGAGUCCACUGAAGAUGAAUGAGCAACAGGAGGAGCAACAGGUGGAAGAGGUGGAGGAGGAGGAGGAGGAAGCGGAGAUGGAGAUGGAGCCGGAGCCCGUUUCACCCACCACCGACAAACGGAUGGAUGAGCGCAUCCGGAAACUGAACCGCACCUUGUACACUUUGACGAAGCGGAUUAAGAUGUUGGAGGAGGCGGAUGUGGACUGGAACGACGACGACUCCAGCUAUCUGCAGGUAGAGCGCUUCAAGAAGCGUGCCUGUCAAAUAUACGAGAAAAUCUGUGAUCUAACCGGCGAGAGCAAGAGUGCCCGUAGCCAGCUUAAAAAACCGAUCCAAUUUAAGGAUACGGACUAUCCGGAGUUCAAUAAAACCCUGUCGUCCUUUGUCAACCGGAUGCGGGAGUUCCCAGACUACCAUGAUGUGCUCAGGCUACUGGAGCACUGUAACAAGGAGAAAGCACUCGGACUAGCCAGCUUUGAGAUGAAGAGAAUUGCCUAUGAUGCCUUUGGCAAAGUCGGAGAACUGCUGCAGUCCCGGCGGAAGACUGAUCUCUACGAAACCGUAACGCACUUCACGGCGAAUGGAAAGGAUCCAGCUUCCAGCGACCCCGAGCUGCUCGCCAAGCUGAAGGAGAACAACAAAAAAAAAACCAAAAUAAGUGAUGUCUUAGAAAAGUACGCCCGCGAGCAGGAUCUCAAUGCGGAGGAGCGUCAAGAGGCGCGUCUCAAGGAGAAAAGGCUGAAACAGGAACAAGCAGACGAUGCCGCCAGAUUGGCUGCCCUGGCCGCCGAGGACGACGACAAGCCCUGCACAAGUGCGCAGGCAGCGGCAAAGGCGGCCGCCCUCGCCGCUUUAAUAGAGAGUUCAUCGGCUCAAAGGAAGUGCGAAAACGGGUCCAUCGAUGCAAAGGCUGCCAAAGAAGAAGAUGGGGACGAUGGGGACUCGGAGGAGGAGUCGGAGUCGGAGGACGAGGAGGACGAUGUGGACGAUUUCGUGGACAACUUCAAGGCCAACGGCGAAAUGAGUGACGCCGAGUCCGAGGCAGAAUCAGAAGCAUCUCCAAGGCAAGUUGCUCUGGCUCCCGCCGAGGAGGUUGUGAUAGAUAUAACAAAAGGCGAGACCGACAGCAAGAAUGACGUGGUCCCGCCCAAUGGCAAGCUGAAGAUUAUGUCCGUCUCUAGUCUGAACGCCAACUUCGUCCAUGGGCAGGAUCCGAAGUGUGCUAAGCCUGUUAUUGCCGCCGAGAUUAUCAUUUCGGACGAGGAGUCAUAGAACGAGUCGUAGCCGCAGCCGCGUCUGCAACCGUAGUUAAGUUUAUUUAUUCAAUUCUUUCAAUUUAUACCUGAUUAGUUUCAAUUAUGUAUAUUUAAUCCUUGGUUCUCUUUCAAACGCCAAGUAACCAAAAGUGUAAGAUCAUCCAGUUAAAUGACAAAGAUGCUUUGCAGCGAAGAGUAAUUUCUGAGCACAUUCAACCGAUAAUUAGACUGGUUGCGGAUUUGAGUAGUGUUGAGGAAUCUUGUUUAAUUAACAGAUAACUUUUUUUGCAAGCUACCAUUAUUUGUUGUCUUGCAGAAAAACUUUGGAAAAUCAUAAUUUAAACGGUUAAUUAAAAAACUAACACUAUCUGAAGAGUUUGUGAAUAUCUGACACCAAAUUUUGAAAAAUAGUAUGCAACAAUUUUGAGCUCUUAAAAUUUCUAAAUAAUUUGACGAUUAUUGUUAAAUUUUUUAAA
This is a messenger RNA of Drosophila elegans, 4910 nucleotides long. RefSeq names its product daxx-like protein. The record is from RefSeq and is a predicted model, not a curated record. Bases 197 to 4450 code for a protein of 1417 amino acids. Gene Ontology annotation, molecular function: histone binding. NCBI's taxonomy places the organism in Eukaryota, Metazoa, Arthropoda, Insecta, Diptera, Drosophilidae. The transcript has 4 exons.